Molecule: messenger RNA, 3011 nt
Organism: Cyanistes caeruleus (blue tit)
Lineage: Eukaryota; Metazoa; Chordata; Aves; Passeriformes; Paridae
Source: RefSeq, a predicted model, not a curated record
AUGGCUUCAGGCCAUUCCCUUGAAUCCUGUCACAGUGAAAGCGUGAUAACGUUUAUUGAAAAGGCUUGGUCUCAUAGUACCACCUUAGCACCACUAAUGGUAUACCUACCACUAAAGCCCUGGGGGCGCGCACGGCGCCGGCCGCGCGCACGGGCGGUGCCCCUUUCUAGUAACUUCCCCGUUGCGCUGCGUCAUCACGGCGCGCAGCCGCCGGGCCAGGCCGUUUCCGGUGUCNCCAAGGAGAAGGAAGAGUUCGCCGUUUCCGAAACCAGCAGCAUCCGGCAGUUCAAGGAAGAAAUCUCUAAGCGUUUCAAGUCCCACACUGAUCAGCUUGUGUUGAUAUUUGCUGGAAAAAUUUUAAAAGAUCAAGAUACUUUGAUUCAGCAUGGAAUUCAUGAUGGACUCACUGUUCACCUGGUUAUCAAAACACAAAACAGAUCACAAGACCACCCAGCUCAACAGGCAAACACCAGUGGGAGUACUGCUACCACAUCAACGUCAAGCAGUAGCACCUCAACACCAACAUCAACAAAUAGUAACCCCUUUGGCUUGGGUGGCCUUGGAGGUUUGGCAGGCCUGAGUAGCCUGGGCUUAAAUACUUCAAACUUCUCAGAGUUGCAGAGUCAGAUGCAACGACAACUUAUGUCCAACCCGGAAAUGAUGGUUCAGAUAAUGGAGAAUCCAUUUGUUCAGAGCAUGCUUUCAAAUCCCGACCUGAUGAGGCAGUUAAUUAUGGCUAACCCUCAAAUGCAGCAACUGAUACAGAGAAAUCCAGAAAUCAGUCACAUGCUAAAUAAUCCAGAUAUAAUGAGACAGACACUAGAACUUGCUAGAAACCCUGCAAUGAUGCAGGAAAUGAUGCGAAACCAGGACCGAGCCUUGAGCAACCUUGAAAGUAUACCGGGGGGAUACAAUGCCUUGCGGCGUAUGUACACAGACAUUCAGGAGCCAAUACUGAAUGCAGCACAGGAGCAGUUUGGAGGUAAUCCAUUUGCUUCUUUAGUAAGCAAUGCUUCAGCAGGAGGGGACAAUCAGCCAUCUCGUACAGAAAAUAGAGAUCCUCUGCCAAAUCCAUGGGCUCCUCAGUCUAGUUCGCAGACUUCUACCACAAACGCUGGCACUAGUAGUGAGAGCAGUGGCAGCAGCAAUGCUGAAAAUAGCACUUCUAGCACUACGGGACAGAGCUCAACUGGACCAAAUUUGGGACCUGGACUUGGAGCUGGUAUGUUCAACACACCAGGAAUGCAGAGCUUAUUACAGCAGAUAACAGAAAACCCACAACUUAUGCAGAAUAUGUUGUCUGCACCCUACAUGAGAAGCAUGAUGCAAUCAUUAAGCCAGAAUCCUGAUCUUGCAGUACAGAUGAUGUUGAAUAAUCCUUUAUUUGUUGGAAAUCCUCAACUUCAGGAACAAAUGAGACAACAACUUCCAACUUUCCUUCAGCAAAUGCAGAAUCCUGACACGUUAUCAGCUAUGUCAAACCCCAGAGCAAUGCAGGCUCUGCUGCAGAUUCAGCAGGGCUUGCAGACAUUGGCAACAGAAGCACCGGGGCUUAUACCAGGAUUUAAUCCUGGUUUGGGUGGAGUGGGAAGCAGUGGAACUCCUACAGCGUCCACAGUACCUAGUUCUGUUUCCACUGAAAAUACAAGUCCAGCUUCAGGAGCUGCUGAACCUGGUCACCAGCAGUUUGUCCACCAGAUGUUGCAGGCACUUGCUAGUGCAAAUGCUCAGCAGUUACAAAAUCCAGAAGUUCGAUUUCAGCAACAACUGGAACAGCUGAGCGCAAUGGGCUUUCUCAACCGUGAAGCAAAUUUACAAGCACUAAUAGCAACGGGAGGAGACAUCAAUGCAGCUAUUGAAAGGCUGCUUGGUUCUCAGCCUUCAUAGCAGUGUUUCUUUUAACUUGAAAAAAUGUAAUUUAUUUUUGAUAACAGCUCUUUAAUCUUUUAAAUUGCUUUAUUUCAUUCUGACUCUUGGGAUUAUCUUGUUACAACUAAAACCAGUCUGAUGCAUAUGAAGGUGGAGUGCAGUAGUUUUUCUUCAGACAGUGGGAAUCAAUGCAUUUUCACUUUUGAGUGCAUCAGUUCUUUUGUUCAGCAUUAUUUGUGAUUUUUUGGAAACAGUAUCAGCUUUCACAGUUGGAUGAACUAGUUUUGUCUGACCUACAAAUGGCCAAUUUAUUUACUACUUAAACAGUAUCCUUCAGUAGUAAUUUAUGUAGAUUACACAUUAAAAAGGAAACAAAUUAAUUGAAGCUGUGGAUACCAAUACUGCUUAUUGUGAUUUUGGCAUGGUUUUUUUCUUGACUAGCAAAAUGCUGGAAGAUUUAUACCACUUGAAUAAUCUACCAUCUUUUGCUUUAAUUUGUGUAAAGUAUAAACACAAUAUAUACAACUCGUUUCUAGAGAUUUACACAAUACAAUGGAGUGAAAUAGUAAGUAAUGAAAAAACAAACAAAAAAACCAAACCAAAACAAGAACAAAAAACCAAACCAAAACAAACAAAAAAAAACCCACAAAAAAUUACAAAACCAAACAAAAAACUAACAACAACAAACAAACAAAGGAAAGUAAGAAAAAAAAAUCACAGGACUUGAAUUUGGAAUAGAAUUGCCCAGGAUCUUUGGUAGCUAUCUGAGAAAAAAUGCUUAAGCAACUUCAGUUAAAAUAUACUAGAAUUACUGUUCUGGUUGUCUCUUUACAUUUAACUGUACAGAAACUUGCAUUAUAACAUUAUCUCAGUAUUCACAGAUUUACUGUAAAUUACUUUUGUCAUUGUCCAAAUUAAAGAGCCACGGCCUUGUGCUCUGGAAUUGCUUCUGUAGCUACUUGGCUUAUUCCACUAAGAUUUUAAUGUGUAUUCUGAUUUGUAAUUGGAGAAAUUACCUUUAUUCAUGGUCAUGUGAUACUCAAAUUACUUUUAGCCACCAAGUAAAAAAAUACUGUAUAGCUUUUGAGUUCUAUUGGUAGUAACUUCUCUUGUGCACAGGUAAUAAAUGAAUUUAAAAAAUC